Phytophthora sojae is the source of this 1668-nucleotide messenger RNA. RefSeq lists its product as hypothetical. Gene Ontology annotation, molecular function: fructose-2,6-bisphosphate 2-phosphatase activity; ATP binding; 6-phosphofructo-2-kinase activity. Gene Ontology annotation, cellular component: cytosol. The transcript is spliced from 2 exons. Bases 31 to 1668 code for a protein of 545 amino acids. The record is from RefSeq and is a predicted model, not a curated record. Gene Ontology annotation, biological process: fructose metabolic process; fructose 2,6-bisphosphate metabolic process. NCBI's taxonomy places the organism in Eukaryota, Oomycota, Peronosporomycetes, Peronosporales, Peronosporaceae.
CGACAAACACUCUUGUCUUCAAGGUGUCAGAUGGCGCCCGUCGAGUGGCUCUCGUCUCCGUCCUCCUCGGGCUCGCCCGUGGUCGAGCCACCUCCUGCCACCUCUCAGCCACCUACUCCUGCGUCCCCCGCGCCUGUCACCCCCAUCAGCUCCCCAGCCUCCCCGCUCUCCGUCGAGCCCAUCCAGCAGCAACAACUGGACGCGGCCGAGAAGCUGCCGUCACCUGGCGGCCCCGACUCGAUGGACUACAAGACCGUGACCUUCACGGCUCCUCCGCCGCCGCCCUUCAACCGCCGCGGCUCGCGCGAGACCAACCGCCCGCUGUUCUCGGAGCGCCAGCGCUUCACGCCCACGGCGGACAAGCUCGUGCUGGUCAUGGUAGGGCUGCCGGCGCGCGGCAAGUCGUUCAUCGCCAAGAAGCUCUGGAAGUUCUUCUGCUGGAAAGGAUUGCGCUGUCAGGUGUUUAACGUGGGCCAGCUGAGACGCGCCAAGAGCGUGGGCGUGAAGCAGGACCACUCGUUCUUCGACCCGAACAACGCGCAGGCCCGUGAGGAGCGCGAGCGGCUGGCGGCCGAGUCGCUCAAGCAGGUGCAGCGCUGGUUCGUGGGCCAGGACGGAGAGAGGGGCGGCGACGUGGCCGUGUUCGACGCCACCAACACCACCAAGACGCGGCGCAAGAUGCUGCGCGACACGUUCAGCGCCUUCGCCGAGGAGCACAAGACGAGCGUCCACGUCGUCUUCAUCGAGAGCAUCUGCACGAGCGAGGCCGUGAUCAACGCCAACAUCCGCCAGAAGGUCGAGAGCAGCCCGGACUACAGCAACAUGCCCGAGGACGAGGCCUUCGCGGACCUCAAGCAGCGCCUCAAGAACUACGAGGCCGCCUACGAGGCGCUUGAGGACGCCGAGGACUGCAGCUACAUCAAGCUCUUCGACAUGCAGUCCAAGGUGCACGCCAAGGGGAUCUAUGGGCAUGUGGCCAAGUCCAUCCUGCCCUACAUGAUGAGCUUCCACAUCGAGCACCGCCCCAUCUGGCUCGUGCGCGCCGGACACUGCACCGAGGUGAAGAGGGACUUCCGCGCCAUUAUCAAGGACCCGUGUGUGGCGCCGCGCUCGGCCAGGCUGAGUCCGCUCGGAGUGGACUUUGCCUAUCGUCUGGGGCACUUUGUCAAGCAGCGCACGGCCGUGUGGAUGGAGAACGAAGGCAUCAUGCCAGAAGACAACCCGACCGAGUGCCUCGUCAUGACGUCCACGCUGCCGCGCGCAGUGGAGACGGCGGAUUUCCUCCCCUACGGCAAGCGGAUGCAAAUGGCGACGCUGAACCCGCUGGACAAGGGCGAGUGCUAUGGUAUGACGAUGGACCAGAUGAAGGAGCAGAUGCCCGAGGCCUACGCAGCGUACGAGCAGGACCCGUGGCGCACGCGCUUCCCUGGCGGCGAGUCGUACCAGGACCUGAUGAUGCGUCUGGAGCCCGUCCUCAUCGACAUCGAGCAGCACACGGGCCCCGUGCUCGUUGUGUCGCACAUCUCGACACUACAAGUGCUGUACUCGUACUUCCUGGGCGCGCCCAUCGAAAGCAGCCCGGACCUGGAGAUCCCCUUCCACUCGGUGCUCGAGCUCGUGCCGAGUCAGGACGGCUGGACCAAAACUGUAUUUAACAUGCGUGCCUAA